UUGGCGGCGGUGCUGAGCGGAGCGGUGGUGACGGCGCACAUCGUGCAUCGGUCGAAGAGGGACGCAUGGAGACCUCCGACAGUGGGGCAGGAACAUCCACCUCCUCGCUGCACGAGCCGUCCUCUCCGCGGUCAGGGUCCUUCCACCUGAGCCUGCAGCACUAUGGGAAGCUCCUCCUCCUCCUCCUCCCUGGUUGAUGAAGCUGAGAGCAAUGCUGCGCCCCGGGGUGCAGCCCUGCCUCCCUCCCCCAUCAUGGGAUGUCUGAGGAGCAGCCAAAGCACCUUCAUCCCACGACAGCUCCCCAGGCCUGGCCGGCACAGAGAGCGCAGUUUCUCUUCAGGUUCAAUGCCGAUACACAGAACCCAGUGGGCCUGCGGCUGCUGUACCUUCCUGAAUGCAGCUGGUGCUCCCCGCUGCUCCAUCUGUGAAGCCCCGAGGCGAGGACCCGAGCCCCGCUGGCUGUGGCCUGGUACCAGUAAGGACGCCUCCGGUUGGUCCUGCCCCCGCUGCACGCUGGCCAACCCCCGCAGCAGCCGGGCCUGCUCUCUGUGCGGCUAUGCCGGACCUCUGGACCCACCACAGGGCUUCCCCCAGGACCAUCCCCGACCUCAGCGCUCCAGCAGCUGCUCCGGGCCCCUGAGGGCCCCCAUGGCUGAGCCGAGUAGGAAUCAGUCAGAAGAUGCAGAUAAAAACAGCCUGGCUUGGGAUUGUUUGAGAUGCACGCUGCAGAACACUCCUACCUCCAUGUCCUGCUCGGCCUGCGGCGGACCCCGUAAGCUGUCCCUCCCCCAGAUCCCCGCCGAGGCGCUGCUCAUGCCGGAGGUUUGUGAUGAGGUGGGGGCGCGGCAGCCAGAAGCUGCAGGGGCUCUUUCUCUCUCCAUCUCUACCCGAGGGGAGUCUUUACCAGUGGAAGCUUCAUAUCCCAACACAAACUCAGCCUCAGGCCACAACAAUCCCGUCCCCUGCAGCCGCAGAGAGGUGCCCCCUCCAGAUGUCGCCUCCCCCUCGACCCUCGCUGUGUCACAUCCCUCCUCCCAACCGGAGCUGCUCACCAGGAGGCUCAGCAUCCUGAAGGAGGAGAUGUCGCCCGCAUCAGAUGCCGCUGUGUCGUUUGCACCCUCAGAGAUGGAAGGAUGGUCGUGUCCGGCAUGCACACUCAUCAACCGGGUGGAGGCCAAGCACUGCCUGGCCUGCCACACUCCUCAGCAACAGCUCGCUCAGCUGAAACCGCCAGCGUCGCCAAGGAGGAAGGAGAGCAUGUUGGUGGAGGCGCUGAGACAGAGCGAUGAAGGGGAGGCCAAAGAGCUGUGGGAGAAUAUCAUCAGCUUCUGCAGAGAGAACGCCGUGACGUUUGUGGACGACAGCUUCCCUCCUGGUCCCAAGUCUGUGGGCUUCCCGUUGGACGACAGCGUCCAGCAGCGGGUCAGGAAGUGGCUUAGACCGCAAGAAAUCAGCUGCACUAACUUCAGAGACCGCGGGGUGAAGUGGUCCGUUUUCCGCACGCUGCGGCCGUCCGACAUCCUGCAAGGACUUCUGGGAAACUGCUGGUUCCUGAGCGCCCUGGCUGUUCUGGCGGAGCGUCCCGAGCUGGUAGAGAAGGUGAUGGUGACCCGCUCGUUGUGUCCAGAAGGAGCCUAUCAGGUGCGUCUCUGCAAAGACGGCUCAUGGACAACGGUGCUGGUGGACGACAUGCUGCCGUGUGACGAGACCGGACACCUCCUCUUCUCUCAGGCCCAGCGGAAGCAGCUCUGGGUGGCUCUGAUUGAAAAAGCUUUGGCCAAACUCCACGGCUCCUACUUUGCUUUGCAGGCCGGCCGUGCCAUCGAGGGCCUUUCCACGCUGACUGGGGCCCCCUGUGAAUCUCUGGCCCUCCAGGUCAGCACCACCAACCCCAAGGAGGACCCUAUUGACACAGACCUGAUCUGGGCCAAAAUGCUGAGCUCCAAAGAGGCAGGGUUCCUGAUGGGAGCGUCCUGUGGAGGAGGAAACAUGAAGGUAGACGACGCGGAGUACGAGUCUCUGGGUUUACGUCCACGACAUGCAUACUCCGUCCUUGAUGUGCGAGAUGUGGACGGCCACAGACUGGUGCAGCUGAGGAACCCAUGGGGCCGGUUCUCCUGGACCGGGCCCUGGGCCGACAACUGGCCACACUGGCCUCCACACCUGAAGAGGGAGCUGUGCGCCCAGCGAGCCGAGGACGGCCUGUUUUGGAUGGACUUCUGGGAUUUCAUCAGGUACUUCGACUCGGUGGACAUCUGUAAGAUCCAUUCGGACUGGCAGGAGGUUCGUGUCCCGGGUGUUUUCCCGCGAGGAGCUGACGUCCCGGUGACGGUGGUGUCGAUGACGGUGCUUGAGAGGACUGCCGUGGAGCUGGCUCUCUUCCAGCAGGGCAGCAGGCGCUGGGACACUGCAGAGAGCCACCUGCUGGAUUUGUGCGUGCUGGUGUUUCGAGCCGCCUACGACAGCUCCGGCACGCUGACGCUGGGCCGACUGCUGGCCCACAGCCGGCGCUCGGUCAGGAGGUUCGUGGGCUGCGACGUGAUGCUGGAGCCGGGCGAGUAUGCAGUGCUCUGCUGCGCCUUUAACCACUGGCACAGCUCCGUCACGGAUGGUGCAACAAGUUGCGGCAGAUCCGAGGUGCCUGGUUACAUGCUGGCCGUCUACAGCUCCAGACUGGUGAUGGUGGAGCAGGUAACAGCCUCCAACACCACCAUCGCAGACGCCAUCAUCCAGCUGGCAGAGACCAAAGGAGAGCGGCAUGAGGGUCGAGAGGGGAUGACUUGCUACUACCUGACGCAUGGGUGGGCAGGGCUUAUCGUCAUGGUGGAAAACAGGCACCCGAGACAUCACCUGCACGUGUCCUGUGACUGUAGCGACAGCUUCAACGUGGUGUCAACACGCAGCAGCCUCAAAACCGUUGACAGCAUCCCUCCUCUGCACAGACAGGUGCUGGUGGUUUUGUCUCAGCUGGAGGGAAACGCUGGAUUCUCCAUUACACACAGACUGGCCCACAGGAAGGCGGUUCAGGCCUCUCUGGGGAACUGGAGUCCCUCAAAGGCAACGCACAGUCCAGCUCUGAGCCCAGAGACAGCAGGUCUGCAUCAGCCUCGACCACUAUGACCACCAGUCAGAGGAACUGGGAGGAACCAGAGGACAAGCAGCUGCUUGACGGGAACAGUGUUGGUCAGACUGCUAGUCUGACAGAAAACAGGGUUGUUUCUUUUAGACUGUUUCUAGAAACAAAGCAACGUGUUUUGUGAGCAGCCAUUUCUUAGAGCCAAAGCUCCUCAUUAGCAGAAAUCUAGUGGAUAUCACUGGUUGGUUUAAACUCCAGCGGACAGAACAAAACUACCAGAAAGUAGUCAAAUAACCUGAGAAAACAGGUCAUUUAGCAGCUAACAUAUUCAAAGUUAUGAUUCAUCUUUACAAACUUUUUAAGGUUUCAGUCAAAUUCUCCAUGUUGCACAGAUUCUUAAUCUCAGAGAAGAACACCUAUAUUCAUCUGGAUUGAUCAGUCUGUUAAAGCAACACUGUGUAGCAGUGUUCAUCCCCACGAAACCAGGGAUGCUGGACCCAACUUUUCCAGUACAAACUGGUCCGGGGUCCAUUCAAAUACUAACACUGUUGGUGUAAUUGAUCUCACUCUUGGUUAAGGGGCCGUCCCCACGACGCCGAAUUGCAGUUAAACCGCAAAGUAUUUUAGCAAACCACCCUUUCAUCCCCACGA
Messenger RNA from Melanotaenia boesemani (Boeseman's rainbowfish), 3727 nucleotides. Its product is annotated as calpain-15-like. Gene Ontology annotation, biological process: proteolysis. Lineage: Eukaryota; Metazoa; Chordata; Actinopteri; Atheriniformes; Melanotaeniidae. The record is from RefSeq and is a predicted model, not a curated record. The transcript is spliced from 13 exons. Bases 163 to 3120 code for a protein of 985 amino acids. Gene Ontology annotation, cellular component: cytoplasm. Gene Ontology annotation, molecular function: calcium-dependent cysteine-type endopeptidase activity.